Cladophialophora carrionii CBS 160.54 is the source of this 1653-nucleotide messenger RNA. RefSeq lists its product as uncharacterized. Lineage: Eukaryota; Fungi; Ascomycota; Eurotiomycetes; Chaetothyriales; Herpotrichiellaceae. Gene Ontology annotation, cellular component: membrane. The coding region runs from base 1 to 1653 and encodes 550 amino acids. The record is from RefSeq and is a predicted model, not a curated record. The transcript has 2 exons. Gene Ontology annotation, molecular function: amino acid transmembrane transporter activity. Gene Ontology annotation, biological process: amino acid transmembrane transport.
AUGGAGGGCGAAGCCAAGGAUAUCGAAACCGGCAAAGCGGCUGACACCGUGGUUGAUACGCAUCAAGAUGUUGAAGAUCUGAAGGACCUCGAACGGGAAGAUCGUAAUGUGGGCACCCUUGAGCGACGUCUCAAGUCUCGACAUGUUCAGUUUCUUGCCCUCUCUGGCGCCAUCGGGACAGGUCUCUUUGUUGGCAGUGGUCAAGCCCUCAGUCUCGCUGGACCGCUUUCUACUUUCCUGGCCUACCUGAUCACUGGCUUCAACCUCUACGCGGUGAUCAACAGUCUUGGUGAGAUGGCAACGUACUUGCCGCUGCCGGGCGCGGUUCCUGUGUAUGCGGCGCGAUUUGUUGAUCCAGCUCUGGGGUUUACUCUCGGUUGGAAUUAUUUCUACCAAUUCGCAAUCGGAGUGCCGAUAGAGAUUUCCGCAGCUGCAGUUGUUAUUGAUUACUGGCCGAAUGCUGUCUCGAAUGCGGUAUGGAUCACAAUCCUGCUUGUUCCCAUGGUGGUGGUCAAUUGCCUUCCCGUCCGUAUCUACGGAGAGGCCGAGUUUGUCUUUGGCGCCAUAAAGCUCACAACCAUUGUGGGACUAAUCCUGCUCAUGUUCAUCAUCACCUUGGGAGGCGCACCGAACCACGACAGGAUUGGAUUCCGCUAUUGGGAUAAUCCAGGUCCGAUGCUCGAGUACCUCGAGACAGGUGCGCUAGGCCGCUUCUUAGCAUUCUGGAAAGUCUUCAUUCAGGCAACAUUCAGCUAUGGCGGCAGCGAGAUGGUAGUGGUGGCAGCUGGAGAGUGUGAAAACCCUCGACGAAAUAUUCCAAAGGCUGUGCGAAGAGUGUUCUGGCGGAUCGCCAUCUUCUAUGUGCUCGCCUUAUUCUUGGUGAGCAUGUGUGUCUCCGCGAAAGAUCCAAGGCUCUUGAACGCGAUCAGCAGCUCAGCUCCCGGUGCAGCAGCCAGUCCGUUCGUGAUUGCAAUUACCAACGGUGGGAUAUCAGCGCUUCCGUCAAUCAUCAACGCUGUCAUUCUAUCCUCAGCCUGGUCGGCAGGGAACUCGUUCUUCUACGCCUCAACCCGCAUUCUGUAUGCCACGGCUUUGGAUCACCGCGCCCCAGCUUUUCUACGCUUUGAGAAGUUCGGUGUGCCGUACGCCUGCGUCGGAGCUACGACUUUGCUCUCACUCCUCGUCUACCUCAACGUCUCGUCCAGCUCUGCGGAAGUCUUCUUCUGGAUCUCGAAUCUCUCCGCAGUGAGCACGCUCAUCGUGUGGGCAAGCGUCUGCAUCACGUACAUUCGGUUCUACCACGGACUGAAAUACAACGGCAUCCCUCGAUCUACACUUCCGUACAAAUCACCAUUGCAGCCAUUCCUGGCAUACUUCGCAGUCUGCUUCUGCACGAUCGUGGCCAUUUUCAACGGCUAUGACUGUUUCUUCCCCGGAAGAUUCAGUGCCAAGAGUUUCAUUCCGCCAUACAUCGACAUUCCCAUCUUUGCUACGCUCUUCAUCGGCUACAAGGUGAUCAAACGGACCAGUUUCGUCAAGUUGAGCGAUAUGGACUUGUGGAGUGGUAUGGCUGAGGUCGACCGGUUGGAGGGGACGUGGCCGGAGGUGAAAGCGAGAAACUUCCUCGAGAGGAUUUGGUUCUGGAUUGCCUGA